Molecule: messenger RNA, 1435 nt
Organism: Drosophila arizonae
Lineage: Eukaryota; Metazoa; Arthropoda; Insecta; Diptera; Drosophilidae
Product: alpha-N-acetylgalactosaminidase
Biological process (GO): glycoside catabolic process; oligosaccharide metabolic process
Cellular component (GO): cytoplasm
Molecular function (GO): alpha-galactosidase activity
Source: RefSeq, a predicted model, not a curated record
UUUAUUUGCUUAAAUUAGCUUCGACCAAUGGAGUUUGAUUAAACAAAUAGAGCUGCACUGUUUGACUUUGUAAAUCACUUCACUGUACUGUAUAUUACACGCUACCCACAACAGUUUUUGGAUUGUGUCUGAAAUCGAAUCAAAUUUAGCUUUAAACGUUAAAUGCAAAGCGAAUCAAAGACAUUAUGUAUAGGUAUAUUUUCCUUAUAGGUGCACUCAAUGCGAUUUGCCACUGCUUGGAAAAUGGAUUGGCCCGGACUCCUCCAAUGGGUUGGUUGUCCUGGGAGCGGUUUCGAUGCAACACAGACUGUGCAAAUGAUCCCGACAAUUGCAUAAGUGAGCGACUAUUUCAAGUAAUGGCUGAUCUGCUCGUUACGGAGGGCUAUGCUUCAGUGGGUUAUGAGUAUGUGAAUAUUGACGACUGCUGGCUGGAGAGGCGCCGCGACAUAGAUGGCAAGCUCUUAGCCGAUCACAAGCGAUUUCCUAGUGGCAUAAAAGCCUUAUCAGAUUACAUUCAUUCGAGAGGCUUAAAAUUCGGCAUUUAUGAGGACUAUGGCAACUUCACAUGCGCUGGUUAUCCCGGCAUCAUUGGCUAUGAGGAAACCGAUGCGCUUCAGUUUGCCGAAUGGGAUGUCGAUUAUGUGAAAUUGGAUGGCUGCUAUGCCUUGCCCUAUGACAUGGAUCGAGGGUAUACGCAGUUCGGCAGAUUUCUGAAUAGGACUGGAAAGGCAAUGGUCUACUCGUGCAGCUGGCCCGUUUAUCAGAUCUAUGCGGGCAUCCAGCCCAAUUUUUCGGCUAUUCAAACGCAUUGCAAUCUCUGGAGGAACUUCGAUGAUAUUCAAGAUUCGUGGGCAUCGGUUGAAAAUAUUAUUGAUUACUAUGGAAAUAAUCAGGAUUUGAUAGCGCCUAACGCCGGACCCGGGCACUGGAAUGAUCCUGAUAUGUUAAUAAUCGGAAACUUUGGUCUCAGCUACGAACAGGCAAAAACCCAAUUCGCAAUUUGGUCAAUUUUAGCAGCUCCUCUUUUAAUGUCAGUGGACUUAAGGACAAUUCGACCAGAGUUUAAAGAAAUUUUACUCAACCGCAAGAUCAUUUCUGUGGAUCAGGAUCCGUUGGGAAUACAAGGCCGAAGAAUCUAUAAGCAUAAGGGAAUUGAAAUUUGGUCAAAGCCGAUAAGUCCAGUAUAUCAGAAUUUCUACUCCUACGCGCUCGCCUUCAUAAAUAGACGAACCGAUGGUACACCCUCUGAUAUUUCAGUUACACUAAAGGAAUUGGGUCUUAUCAAUAAUUAUGGAUAUCGGGUUGAGGAUCUUUAUGAGAAUAUUAACUAUGGUAUAUUGUUUCCGAAAACUAAAAUCAAGGUUAAGGUAAAUCCUUCGGGAGUAGUUAUGUUGAAGGGCGAAACUCAAAAUAUAAACCAGUUUUAGCUUGUUUG